Molecule: messenger RNA, 3354 nt
Organism: Aspergillus mulundensis
Lineage: Eukaryota; Fungi; Ascomycota; Eurotiomycetes; Eurotiales; Aspergillaceae
Product: putative mucin family signaling protein Msb2
Exons: 1
Coding region: 1-3354 (1117 amino acids)
Biological process (GO): establishment of cell polarity; fungal-type cell wall organization; osmosensory signaling pathway via Sho1 osmosensor
Cellular component (GO): site of polarized growth; extracellular region; plasma membrane
Molecular function (GO): osmosensor activity
Source: RefSeq, a predicted model, not a curated record
AUGGUUUCUCAGACAGCUCUUAUUGCGGCUGCAUUGUCGCUUGCCGGGCUGGAGUUGGUUGCUGGGCAGCAACCCAAUGCUCGUUACGAGCACAAGCUACUUAAGCGCCAAUUAUUCGGCUCUUCCGAGCACUCGAACGGCCUGGGGUGGUUGGAGACGCUCUUAAACCCAGACUCUCAGACUGGGACUGCCGCUAGCGCCACCACAUCCAAGGACACCGACGCUACUACCACUUCAUCCGCGGCCUCUGAGCCCGACGUCGUUAUCGUGCCUAUCACCCUCUCCGUCGAUGAGAAUGGCAAGACGCAUACGAUCACCGGCACCGCUCACACUGGUGCUGCGACCGGUGCGGCUUCGACUACUACCAAGGAGUCGACUGUAGCGGAAGUUACCGCUGCCACCACGACGGACUCGCAGCCUGCCGCAACUAGCACCGCGUCAUCAACUACAACAGAAGGAGAUGGUCUUGGCGGUCUUGUGGGAGGUCUUCUGGGCGGUUCAAGCAGUACCGACAGCACCUCUAGCACAACCGAGACCGGUAGCUCCCACGCCACUGCUGAUUCGACAACUUCGGGGACUGAGACAACUGAUUCGACAACAGGAGGUUCCACGACAACUGAUUCCACGACAUCGGAUUCCAAGACAUCGGAUUCUACCACAUCCAACUCGUCGCCUUCCACAACCAGCACAUCAGAUGGUCUGCUUGGACUUGGUUUGGGCCUGAGCUUAGGCGAUGACUCUACGUCUUCCAGCUCGACGUCCUCCGGCACCUCGCCCUCGGCAACAACCACUACCUCUUCAGGCGGCUUGCUCGAUAGCCUUCUGGGUAGUGCUGAUUCCACCACUUCUGAUUCAACUUCUUCCUCUUCAACAGACACCACCGCCGCGUCUCCUUCGGCAACCAGCACUAGCUCCUCAGGUGGAUUGCUUAGUGGCCUAUUGGGUGGGGAUGAUUCUACUUCUUCGGAUUCGACCUCUUCCACUUCGACUGACACCACCGCCACGUCACCGUCAGCGACCAGCACGUCGGGUGGCUUGCUUGGUGGUCUUUUAGGAGGUGAUGAUUCUACAUCCUCAGAUUCGACCUCUUCCACUUCGACUGACACCACCGCCACAUCGCCGUCGGCAACCAGCACGUCGGGUGGCUUGCUUGGUGGUCUUUUAGGAGGUGAUGACUCUACUACUUCGGAUUCAGCUUCUUCCACUUCAACUGAUACCACAGCUGCGUCCCCUUCGGCAACUAGCACAUCAGGUGGUUUGCUUGGUGGUCUCCUGGGAGGUGACUCCACUUCGUCUACCUUGACUUCCACCGGCACGUCGCCCUCGGCAACCAGCACCAGCACGUCGGAUGGUUUGCUUGAUGGCUUGUUGGGAGAUGACUCAACAUCAACCACCUCCACUGCCACCUCCCCUUCGGCAACCAGCACCAGCACGUCGGGUGGUUUGCUCAAUGGCCUAUUGGGAGAUGACUCUACCUCUUCCACCACUGCCACUUCCCCUUCGGCAACCAGCACUAGCUCGUCUGAAGGCUUACUUGGUGGUCUCUUGGGCGGCGAUUCUACUUCUUCCAGUCUAACUUCCGCCGCGUCCCCUUCAGCAACUAGCACUAGCACGUCGGGUGGUCUGCUUGGCGGCCUGCUAGGAGAUGACUCUACUUCUUCCACUUCCACUGCAACCACUCCCUCAGCGACCAGCACCAGCUCGUCUGAAGGCUUACUUGGUGGCCUCUUAGGCGACGAUUCUACUUCUUCCAGUCUGACUUCCGCCGCGUCCCCUUCAGCGACGGCCACUUCAACCGGAUUGCUUGAUGGUAUCUUGGGCACUGACUCCACCAGCAGCACUUCGACUGCAGUCAUCCCAUCGUCAACCAGCACGUCCGGUGGAUUGCUCGGUGGUAUUCUGGGUACCGAUUCUACAGCUUCAAGUGUCAACACACCUGUUCCCUCGCCCACUAGCACGUCCGGCGGGUUGCUUAGUGGCCUCCUAGGCACCGACACCACCAGCAGCACUUCAACUGCUGUCAUUCCGUCGUCAACCAGCACUGGUGGCUUGCUUGAUGGUCUUUUGGGUACCGAUUCUUCGAUCUCGACCCCCUUGCCAACGCCUAGCAGCACAUCGGGGGGCUUGAUUGGAGAGCUUCUGCCCACCAUCUCUGUCAGCGUUCCAGAGUCGACUCCUACAGCUCUAGGCUCCACCGAUGCCGUGCCCAGUUCCACACCCACUCUGCUUCCCCCUGACCUGACAACUUCCAUCAUCCCUACCUCCGGUAGCACGGCGACUUCGGUGCCAGUCAUUCCCCAGGUCCCUACUUCUGGUAUCUCAGCUACGCCAACCCCAUCGGCAGGUGAAUCGACUACUACCAGCUCUUCAAUCCCGCCUGUGCAGCCCAAUCCUACCACCACUAGCACAGAAGAGUCCACGGCGUCCAUAACCACGAUCAAGACUAUCACUACCACCACCGUGGAACCAUCCGCUGAACCCACUGACUGGGUGCCGACCAGCAUUAUCGUCGAGCCCAGUGCCACUGAGACCGAGACGUCUACCGAAGAGACCACGACUGUUGCGCCUACUCAGCUGCCGGGAUCCAUUUCUCCGGCUGGAGGUGCUCCAAAUGCCCCCGAAGGGUCUACCUUGAUCCAGCUGGGGUUCACUCGAGAGCUCCGGUACUCGUUCGUCGCGACACACUCGUUGUCUUCCUCGCAGAUCUUCUUGUACAUCCCUCAGGGUCUCGUCUACGCGCUGGAGGAAGCCAGUAGCGACAUUACCAUGUUCGCUAUCUCGCCCUAUGACAACGAAGCUACCACAGGAUACAUUGCUACUGUCGCCCAAGCCUACAUUCCUACAGAGAAGGUGGACAUCCUUAGGAAGCUGCUUCACAACCCUAUCUCCAGACUCUACGAACAGCCGAAUGACUCUGUCAAGACCCUCAUGUCCAUGAUUGAUCCUUCCAUUCCACUUCUCGUGGGCGACUAUGAUGAGUCAUCAUACGGCAGCAGCUCUGGUUCAAAUGGCGGCAGCAACAGUAGUGAUAAUGGUGACGGCUCUAACGACUCCUACGACGACUCCACUGCUGGCGCCAGCAGCAGCGGCUCUACCAAAGCCAGCUCAGUCGGUAUUGGCGUUGGUGUCGUGGCCGGUGCCGCCGCCUAUGGUGCUGGAAUGUUCUGGGUAGCCCGCCGCUACCGUAAGAAGCGUCAACUGCACCGCCGCACAAGCUCCACUGCCGACCAGAUGAGCGAGCGUGGCGGGUCCAUCUUCACUGGUGGUGGUCGCAUGUCUCGUGGCAGCGGCAGCCAGCGUACCCAGAUGAUCAGUGCACCUGUUAUGGCCGAAAACUCGCUGGGAUGGAACUAG